Messenger RNA from Etheostoma spectabile (orangethroat darter), 2584 nucleotides. RefSeq names its product prostaglandin E synthase 2-like (gene ptgesl). Gene Ontology annotation, cellular component: mitochondrion. NCBI's taxonomy places the organism in Eukaryota, Metazoa, Chordata, Actinopteri, Perciformes, Percidae. Gene Ontology annotation, molecular function: prostaglandin-E synthase activity. The transcript is spliced from 7 exons. The record is from RefSeq and is a predicted model, not a curated record. The coding region runs from base 35 to 1171 and encodes 378 amino acids.
GGCGUUGCAUUCUGGGGCUUUUAUGUAAACCAACAUGGCGGCCGCCUGCACCAGAACGCUUUGUAAGGUCGGCAGGAGUAUUUUGGCGUCUCCAGCCGCCCGCCGUCCCGGGACCGUCUCCUACUUAGUGGGGAAUGUGAGCUCACGAGGGUCCAGGAGGGCGUACGGUACCAACGGGUACCGCUCCGAGCUGUUGUCCUCUCUGCGAACAGGAGUAGGAGGCAGAGUGCUGGGCUGUGCCGUCCUGCUCGGUGGAGGUUUGGGUUUCUAUCACACACUGAAGUUCAGGGUCCAGCAGCUCCUGGCCCAGGAGGAGACCAAGGUCUCAGGAGGAGGUCUGAGGUUGACCCUGUACCAGUACAAGACCUGCCCGUUCUGCAGCAAGGUGCGAGCGUUUCUGGACUACCACGGGCUGCCGUACGAGAUCGUGGAGGUGAACCCGGUGAUGAGGAAGGAGAUCAAGUGGUCGGUGUACAGAAAGGUUCCCAUCCUGAUGGUGGAUGACGAAGUGCAACUGAAUGACUCGUCUGUCAUCAUCAGCUCCCUCAAGACAUAUUUAAUCAACAAGGAGAGGAGCAUGUCUGAGAUCCUUCACUGCUACCCGGAGAUGAAGUCUGUGAACGAGCGUGGGAAGGAGGUGACGGAGUACAACAACAAGUACUGGGUGAUGCUGGGUGAGGCGGAGACCACGGAAAUAUACCCCGAGAAGGGAAUGCAGAAAGAGGAGAUGAAGUGGCGUCAGUGGGCCGAUGAUUGGCUUGUGCAUCUCAUAUCUCCCAACGUGUACCGGACUACCGGCGAGGCCCUGGCAUCCUUUGACUACAUUGUGCGCGAGGGCAAGUUUGGUACUUUUGAAGGUUUCUUUGCCAAAUAUGUCGGCGCUGCGGCCAUGUUUGUCAUCGCCAAAAGGCUGAAAAGUCGACACAACCUGCAGGACGACGUCAGGCAGGAUCUCUACAAGGCCGUCAACGACUGGGUGACAGCCAUCGGCAAGAAGAGGAAGUUCAUGGGUGGAGAUCAACCCAACCUGGCGGACCUGGCGGUGUUCGGUGUCCUCCGAGUGAUGGACGGUCUGCAGGCGUUUGACGACAUGAUGGCUAACACCAGGGUCAAACACUGGUACCGACGGAUGGAGAGGGCGUCGCUUAAUCACGAGGGCCGACAGCACUGAAGCUGAACUGGAGGCAAACGGCUGAGAGAAGGAGACCACACAACACCGAGAGAUUCCAGCCUCAGAAAGACUGAACAAUAAACAGUCGCCGUCAGUGACCGGCGGCAGGAAGCAAGAAGUCCUGCAAAAAUUGUGAAACGGUUUGAGAAUGGUCACCACUGCCCUGAUUGUUUUUUUUCCCCCAGAUAGAAACACAUGCGCUUAAACCUGUUAACUGCAAACAUUUAUGAAAAUAAAGAGAUCACACACACAUGAAAAUACUGUAUGCAACUAGAUCAUUUUACCAUUUAAUACCCAAGCUGCUCAAAUCUGCUGUUCAUUUUAGGGCAUUUUACUGACCUCUUCUGGUAAACUGUGGGAACUGAAAUAAUUCAAACAAAACAUUUAACACAGUCAAGUCAUAUUUUCAGAAUACAAACAAAACAAAAUGUUCGGCAUACCUUUUGAUAAAGCAACAAUUUCCUGCAGUUUUGCUUUAUGGGACGGUGAAAAUAGUGUGUUGUUCCUUUAAGACAGCCUACAGAGUUUCCAUGCAGAUCUGGAGAAUUAGUUUUACACAUACACACCUUUAAUGGUGUCACAAAAUGUUAUUUCACACAGUACUGUACAAUUUUUAUUAAUUAACAUGGUUUAUUUAAGUGGUUGUCAACCAAAGCUGUUGUUCCUGCAAGUACUUAAAAGCUUGUAUUUAUGAAAAAAAUCAGCUAAAUUCAUUUAAUUUUAAAGCAGACACAUUCAGAUCAUCGCCGCUUUGUCUGGAAUAAAAGUUGUCGUUAAGAUUUCCUUUGAGGAUCAGUAGUUUGUAAAGUUGUUACAGGUACCAUGAGAUCUGUUUCUUUCAGGUGAUUGUUUCUCUAACUGAUGCAGGAUCAGUCUGGCAGCGAGAUCGAUAAGCUCUUCUGCUGGUGCUCUCUUUAAGCUAAAAUGUGAGAACUGGUGAGCUGCCAGUUUGAAUGUACUUAAUAUCUAAACUGCACAUUAAUUGUAUUUAACAAACUCAUGUGCACAGUUGUGAAAAUAAAAAAAAUGAAACCGUGAGUUGUUUUGAGUACUAAUUACAACAUUUUAGAAACAACUGAUCACUAAUAGGAUUAGAAGUAUCCAAACUGAGGUUUAAUUUCAGACAUUUGGUUUACAGAUGAAGGUUACAAUCACUCAAUACACCUGUAUAAUCUGAAUCGCAUAUAAUUAGACCUCUGCUCCUCAAUGACUUUCAAUUUACUUUAAAGUGCUAUCAUGCUAAGAUUUGUUUCAACAAGACAAAUCAUUUGUGUCUUAGAAAAUAUUGACUAAUGCUUUUCAGCAGUUAAACCUCAUUUAUACACAUUUCUAAUCUUUAACACUUACAAUGAUUCAACAACAGCUCAUCAGACCACACAUCUUUGCUCCACAUGGAGGGAUUUAAAAACAAAU